This is a messenger RNA of Erpetoichthys calabaricus (reedfish), 2316 nucleotides long. RefSeq names its product transcription factor 24-like. Gene Ontology annotation, biological process: developmental process; regulation of transcription by RNA polymerase II. The transcript is spliced from 3 exons. NCBI's taxonomy places the organism in Eukaryota, Metazoa, Chordata, Cladistia, Polypteriformes, Polypteridae. The record is from RefSeq and is a predicted model, not a curated record. Gene Ontology annotation, molecular function: DNA-binding transcription factor activity, RNA polymerase II-specific; RNA polymerase II transcription regulatory region sequence-specific DNA binding; protein dimerization activity. The coding region runs from base 323 to 835 and encodes 170 amino acids.
AGCGGAGGAGCUGUCAGCUCGCGUUGCUGCCAUAAAUUAGAGGCUCCAGGGGCUAAUGCUUUCAUUCAGGUGGGCUAGCAGCCGCCUCCCGAAGAUCAGAGCCCCGGAUAGCAGUUUUAAAAGGAAGACCGUUCAGGGGUCCAGGCUACACACGUGUGUCUUAUUUGCGACUGUGUGCUGCUUUAAUUUGGCUUUCAGCAAAGAGAAAGGCUCUCUAAAACUGAACUUGACUUCUACAGUAGCUUCAGCAGUGUUAUUUUAAAUGGGUUCACAAACGGAGGGGAUGCAUUUCCAAGGUUAAUGCUGCAUGUGAGCAACAAAGAUGGAUAGCGGGGAUGUGCCGGUGUCGGUUGUGGAUGACAGCCCCGCAUCAAGCCCCAGCCCGGAGCCAGACACGGAUGCUGAAGCGGAACGCAGGCGUUCUGACCCUCUUGGCCGUUCAAGAGUGAUCGGCAGAGGGAGGCCGGCAGCGGCUAAUGCCGCCCGAGAGAGGAGUCGAGUACAGACCCUCCGUCACGCCUUUUUGGAACUGCAAAAGACCCUGCCCUCCGUGCCCCCGGACACCAAGCUUUCUAAACUGGAUGUCUUAAUCCUGGCGACUACUUAUAUCGCCCACUUAACCAGGACGCUUCAAGAAGAGGCGGUUGAGGAGGGAGACGGAACUCGACACGCUGAGGUUCUGCAUUCUCUGAAGGGAGUUGGAUACCUGCACCCUGUCAAGAAAUGGCCAAUGAGAUCCAGACUCUACAUUGGUGCCACAGGUCAGUUUUUAAGCACUCCAGUCCAGACAGAAACUGCACACCAAGGAGAAACAUCAUCUGCUUCAAAGCCUUAAUUUCUCUUCUUUCUGCCUUCUGUGCAUAAAUGCUGAGGUUUAACAUACAGACAGAAGAGAAGUUAAUAUCUUGUGAAAAAGGGGGAAGUCUUGCUUUAGCCCUGAGAAUUGGUGUAGGCCUCUUAAAAUUCAUACAAAAUGGGACACUCUGUACUAAUCUCCCUUUAUUGAAAAGUACAAUUCUGCUGAAAAAAACAACUUGUGAUAUUCAAAACAUGAGUUUUCAAUAUGAUGAAUAAUCUAUCUUGGUUAAAUACACUUAUUUGGGAAGGGUUUUUGCUUUGGAAGUAAAACUUGGAAAAUUGUCAGCCUGCAAAUUAAGGUUGGAUUUAUUAUUGCUUUAAUAAUCUCCUACUAGAUGAAUGUGACAAAACAUUACUUUCCUGAAACUGUAUAUUUUAGUUGCUUUUUGAUUUUUGUGCUUUACCAAGCCCACCACUGGACUACAGUAUAUGCACUUGUGAGCUUUUAGCAGUUCUACUUCUUUUUAAAGAAAAGCAGCAGCCUUGCUUGACUGGACAGCUAUGCACUUUCACUUAAACAAUUUGCACUAAAUGCAUGUCUGCAUAGGUAAACAUUUGUCAUGUUAAGUGUACCGUCAGGCACUCAACAAUGUUGGUAUGCUGAAUGAAAGCUUUUUUUCAUUUGUAAAUAUUGGAUAUUUCAAGAUAUUGAUGUGAAAAUAGUCAGUUCUUCAGAUUUAUUAUUGUUAAUUUAUUGUUUUAGAAAGGUGGCUGUAUUUGUAAUAUACUGAAAAAUGUAAAGUGUAUCGUGUGGAUGUUUUUUCCUUUAAAUGUGGUUGCUUUAAGAAUUUCCAAAACGUCUGCUAUUUAACUGAAGAUAUUUAAAUGUUAUGGUAACAAAUUACUAUUUUGUAUAUUUGGAUUUUUUUUCUUUGUUCGGUGUCUACCCUUUUAUACUCGUCUUUUCAAAAUAAAAAAUUGUGAACGUGAUUAAAACAUUUGAACCAAUAUACAGUAUUCCUACCUUAAAUAUCAGCCACAGUAUUAGAUACUGACUCUACAUGAUCACCAUGCAAAAUAUCGCUAUUCAAAAAUGUGGGUGGAGAGAAAUAUCUUGCAUAUUGGAAGCAAGGGUAGGUGCAGCUAUAUGGCUGUAUCGUUAUAUUUUUUUAUAUAGGUGACUUCUGCAGUUUGCUGUUAAAAUAUGAAUUCCAACCAUAAGAAAUCCCCAAGUCCCAGCUUAAUAAGAUGUAUUGGAAUAAAAUUGUAUCAUAAAUGGCAGAGAACAUGCUAUUACAGAGAAUACAAAGUUUUAACAUUUUUAAUAAUCUGUAGUGCAUUCCUAAAAUAACCUGUGCUUAAAAGUUUCAAUCAAUACAAUUUGAUUUUGAAACAUUUACUAAAGAGACUGAGACAAACUGGUGUGAGAUAAUGUUUUAAGCAAAUAGUUAAUUCUUUUGCAAAUUUAAUUUGACCGGUGUGGUGCUUAAAAAACUUGUAAAAAUGUCAUGAAGUCAA